Centropristis striata (black sea bass) is the source of this 418-nucleotide messenger RNA. RefSeq names its product small lysine-rich protein 1. The coding region runs from base 73 to 336 and encodes 87 amino acids. The record is from RefSeq and is a predicted model, not a curated record. NCBI's taxonomy places the organism in Eukaryota, Metazoa, Chordata, Actinopteri, Perciformes, Serranidae. The transcript is spliced from 3 exons.
ACAGUGCCAAGUCCAGAACUGAUGGGUAAAUAAUCUAUAAUCAUACUGGAAAUAACCUUGAUAUCUUUCAUCAUGCCCACUAAAUCCAGGAAAUCAAGAUCCCGCAGUUCGAGGCCUGCCAAGAAGACUGGGAGUCCAAAAACACCCAAAAAGAGGUCCUCCAGUGCCAAAUCCACUAAGGCAGAGGUGGACAUCCUCAGCCCAGCAGCCAUGGAGAAUGUCUACUACAUUGCCCAUAAUGCAAUGGACUGUCUGGAAUUCAGAGGCUUUGGCUGGCCAAAUUCAAAUAAGAAGAAGAAAAAGAAGAAGGGGACAAAACGGAAGAAGAAAAAGUAAAUUAUAAUUUUGCCAAACUUAAUAGAUUCCUUCCACCUUUUAGUUAAAAUGAUAGUUACAUUUAAAUGCCUUGCUAAUGGCG